AUGGCGCUCAAGUUUAAUAUAAAUACUACUGUAAUAAAAAAACCCGUCAUUAAAGUGACUGCAGUUAAGAAGUCAACACCUAUAUCUAAACCGAAAAACAACGAGUUCAAGCUCACGAAAAAUAACUGGAUUUUCUUCGUUCACUACAAUAUGGAUGACACAUAUUUAGAUGUAACGGCCGGUUAUGUCGACGAUUGUAAAAUAACUCAAAUGCAAUAUCAUUCGUUCACGCCGUAUUCAAACACGUCUUUUUCAUACAAUGAUGAAAUUAGAAUAAAUAUUCAAAAUAUGGAAUCUUACACUCUACCGUGUGAAAGUUAUAUUUACAUUGAAGGAAAGCUAAGAAAACCUGUAGAUUCUGAAGGAGACGUACGUGUUUCGAAUAAUGGUUUGGCAUUUUUAUUCUCCGAAAUGCGAUAUGAAAUAAAUGGAAUAGAAAUACAAAAAUUGAAAUCACCCGGAGUGUCGUCUUGCCUGAAAGCAUACUGUUCAUAUACACCAAGUGACUUGAAUACGUUAGACAAUUGUGCUUGGGACUCGGGCUUGGACGGCGAAGAUAAUAAAAAUUUUAUGAGCAAUGAUGUAUUUACCGGUUGUAUACCUCUAAAACAUUUAUUCGGAUUUUGCGAAGAUUAUAAAAAAAUAUUACUAAAUUGCAAUCAACAACUGAUUUUAAAUCGCUCGUCUACCGAUUUAGACGCAUUACGUAUGACGCAAACCGUAACCCCCGAAAACGUUGAAAAAAAUAAAAAAAUUAUGAUUGAAUUGAUUAAAGUGAUAUGGAAGAUGCCUAUAAUCAGAGUUAAUGAUAAAGAAAAAUUAAAACUGUUGAAAGUGAUAGAUUCACGUAAAACGUUAUCAUGUGCGUUCAGAACCUGGGAUCUAUGUGAAUAUCCUGUACUACCUAGAAAUACUUCACAUUCAUGGACGAUAAAGUCUAGCAGCUUGCUUGAAAAACCUAGAUUUAUUUUGUUUGGAUUACAAACAGAUAGAAAAAAAAAUAUAGAAAACGAUGCUGGGCGCUUUGACCACUGCCAACUAAAAAAUCUUAAGUCAUUUUGUAUCAUGCCGACGUAUAGCCUACCCUACAGGCGGGUGGCUUCACUUUCACAUGACCCUAGAUUAUUAUAG
Aphis gossypii (cotton aphid) is the source of this 1131-nucleotide messenger RNA. RefSeq lists its product as uncharacterized. The transcript is spliced from 2 exons. The coding region runs from base 1 to 1131 and encodes 376 amino acids. The record is from RefSeq and is a predicted model, not a curated record. NCBI's taxonomy places the organism in Eukaryota, Metazoa, Arthropoda, Insecta, Hemiptera, Aphididae.